AUGACUGGCCAGUCACCCCGGUCACCAUCCCUAAUCGAGCGUAUCAACAUAGAGACAGAGAAGUGUUUGACAGUCCUUAACAAAUUACCACGACCGGCCCAAAGAAACGCACGUGCAUUGCACGCUGUUGAGGCCAAGCUCGCCGCGGCAGAGACAGAAGAAGAAUGCCAAGCUUUCCGAGCGGAGAGGAGACGGCUCAUUCGUGAGAGAGAGUCUGGUCUGAAAGAAGCGACAAGGGACUGGCACGACGAAACUAAUGAUGUCGUGGAGGACCUGGUCACUACCUUACUCAAACCCAUUCUGAGGGAAAUCGAAUCUCACAUCGCUAAGAGUAGCCGUGAUACUGCUCAAAUCGACACCCCCAGCGGGGUUGAUCAAGUUGCAAUCUCGCGUACACCGACAAUGCCAGCGACCCCGGUGCCUGAGACCAACCAAGCACAAGGCCCAUCCGUCGACUCCACCAUCCUUGCUGCCGACCAGCCAACCAACAAGAGAAAGGCGAGUCCCAGUCGCCCACCUGCUCCGAAAAGACAACGACGCGGGCUCGAGAAGAAUACCAUAACAUUUGCCGAAGUCUUCCGUAACGGCAAGGCGCCCAUCAAACGCAUCAUCGUACAGUAUCCUCCAGAUUACGGCCAGUGGUACAUCAUACGAUGCCGGAGGCACAAUAUCAACUUCAAGGAGAACCCUCUCAAAGCAGCAUCACGCCACAUCUGCCAGAGCAAGCAUCCCAAUAUGCCACGGAACUAUGUAUCAGUCAUCAAGAUGAUGGGAUAUCGGGUCGUGAAUUGUGAUGAGGACCUCGCCGAGCAGAACAAUGCUGUCGCCAGAGAGGCGUUUGGAAUUCGCAGCCAACCUCCUUCUGCGGAUAGCAUUGAGGUGGGGUAUGAUACUAUCGCCCCCGCGCCCGAGAGACCAUUGCGUGAUGAUGACGGCGACUAUGAAGAAGAAGGUGGUGGUGAAUUCACACCUCAGACCAGCAGCUCAGCUCGACGUCGGAGCAUCAUGGCAAUCACUGAUCCGACAGCCGGGGAAGUCUAUCAAGUCUACUGGAGAAUGCUGAAAAAAUGGACCGCGGCAAUCGUCCUCCCACUUGAGAACCUCGAAAGAUUUGGUGUCAAAGACUCGAUCGAAAGCCUAGGGCUGCUCAAGAGCCUCCCUUCAUGUUAUACGUACGACUCCUUGGCCAAGACGUUCCAGUGGAGCGAAGGGUACGAGGCCGGAGGUAAAUAUAUCUCUAAGCGAGAGUUUCCCGUCAUGUUCUUCAAUGGCGCACCAUUUCCUAACAUGAGCGAGGUUGCUUGGGUCCCAGCCAAGGAUUUGAACCCUCCUGAGAUAUGCGCGCUGGAGCCUGUCGUUCAAAGGCAGGUUCUGGACUUUCUGGCGGCUAAAGAGGCUGGGCAAGAGGGAGUUGUCGAAGACGAGUCAGAAGAGAGAAGUGUCGAAGAGGAGUCGGAAGAUAGAGGCGUUGAAGAGGGGCCAGAAAGAGCGAAUUCCAGGGAAGAAGAAAAUCCUUGCCAAACGAUCCAGCAGAACGGGGCCCUUCAGCCGUCGGCUCAGACUGUCCCCAUGGACGAGGAGGCAACAGAAACCUCACAGCCAGCCCGGAACGUGGAAUCCAGUGUUACCGCACCCAUAGUCAUUGACCUGACUGGGGAAGACUCAGAGGAGGACGAAGAAUCUGCCCCGGAUAAGGAUACCCCAUCGGGUGAGGAACGGCCGGCGAAUUCUGCUAUUGACGAAGCUAUUACGGACGAGGAACUAGUAGCUGCGGAAGAUCUCUCUCAAGCGGAACCUGAAAAUAGGAACCCUUCCAUGGACACAGCGCCCAGCACCAACACCAUAAUUACGGAUCCACCAACACCUGUGGUGGCUCAGUCGCUAGUUGCUGACCAGGAAAGCAUCCUUGGCCUUCAGCCGACGCCUUCAAUGACCCCGGAGGCGACUUUAGUCGCGCAGCUCGCAUGCAGAAUGGUAGACCAGGGAGACAAGAGCAUCGAGCUUCAACAUAUGCCGAGACGGGCAGAUGCAGAGCUGGCCUUGCAACACUCUCACCCCGAGAGACCACAGGAAACCCUUCAUAUCACACAGAGCUCACCAAAUGUCCACAGGGAUGAAAGACUCUAUCCCAUGACUCCUGUGAUUCAGGACAGGCCGAGACAGACGCAUUCAGUCCACCCCAUCCCUCGGCCACAGACCGUGGGCCCAAGUCCAGGGCGGUUGCCUGAGCUAAGGGUCCAAACGAACCACCAAGAGAAGUCCGCCUGCCGAUUGCCAUCAAUUCAGAAUCUACUCGAAGGCCCUAAAAUGGGUAGCUUGGGUAAUAGUCAGCUCGGAACAGCGCUCCAGUCCCCCAUGAUGACACCAAGCCCAUACACUCCAGGAUCCUCUAUCCCCAACCAUCUGCGCCCUGAUGAAACACCAGCGCACCCGACAUGGGUCAUGACGUCGCCCCAGCUCACACCUCAAGCGACUUCUUUCCGCAGCUGGAAUUGGCUUUCGUGCUUCACCCAACCCAUUGCGGAACAACUUCAACUAGCAAGCGGAUCACCUGCCCCUGCAAGUCCCAGAGAUUUCAUGGACCAUAUGGGUCGCUUGCAAUGUCCAUUUUGCAGGAUUCAUGUGUUGCAGCUUGAUCAUUUCACUCAGCACUUGCAACACCCAUGCUGA
Fusarium keratoplasticum is the source of this 2670-nucleotide messenger RNA. RefSeq lists its product as uncharacterized. The coding region runs from base 1 to 2670 and encodes 889 amino acids. The transcript has 3 exons. Lineage: Eukaryota; Fungi; Ascomycota; Sordariomycetes; Hypocreales; Nectriaceae. The record is from RefSeq and is a predicted model, not a curated record.